Messenger RNA from Acanthisitta chloris (rifleman), 1716 nucleotides. It is a transcript of the gene KLHL28, whose product is annotated as kelch-like family member 28. Gene Ontology annotation, molecular function: protein binding. The transcript has 4 exons. The record is from RefSeq and is a predicted model, not a curated record. Bases 1 to 1716 code for a protein of 571 amino acids. NCBI's taxonomy places the organism in Eukaryota, Metazoa, Chordata, Aves, Passeriformes, Acanthisittidae.
AUGGACCAGCCGUCCCCCCACUACAUGCUGGCCAACCUGACGCCGCUGCACUGCGAGCAGCUCCUGCAGGGCCUCAACCUGCUGCGGCAGCACCACGAGCUCUGCGACGUCACCCUGCGCGUGGGCGAAGCCAAGAUCCACGCACACAGGGUGGUGCUGGCCAGCAUCAGCCCCUACUUCAAGGCCAUGUUCACCGGGAACCUGUCAGAGAAGGAGACGGCAGAGGUGGAGUUCCAGUGCGUGGACGAGGCGGCGCUGCAGGCCAUCGUGGAAUAUGCCUACACCGGCACCGUCUUCAUCUCCCAGGACACUGUGGAGUCGCUGCUCCCCGCGGCCAACCUGCUGCAGGUGAAGCUGGUGGUCAAGGAGUGCUGUGCCUUCCUGGAGAGCCAGUUGGACCCCGGCAAUUGCAUCGGCAUCUCACGCUUCGCUGAGACCUAUGGCUGCCACGACCUCUACUUGGCGGCCAACAAGUACAUCUGCCAGAACUUUGAGGAGGUGUGUCAGACUGAGGAGUUCCUGGAGCUCACGCACUCGGAGCUGGACGAGAUCGUGUCCAAUGACUGCCUGAAUGUGGUGACGGAGGAGACGGUGUUCUAUGCCCUGGAGUCCUGGAUCAAGUACGACGUGCAGGAGCGGCAGAAGCACCUGGCACAGCUGCUGCACUGCGUGCGGCUGCCCCUGCUCAGCGUCAAGUUCCUCACCAGGCUGUACGAGGCCAACCACCUCAUCCGGGAUGACCACACCUGCAAGCACCUCCUCAACGAGGCCCUCAAGUACCACUUCAUGCCUGAGCACAGACUGUCCCACCAGACCAUGCUGAUGACGCGGCCUCGCUGUGCUCCCAAAGUGCUCUGUGCCGUGGGGGGCAAGGCUGGGCUCUUUGCCUGCUUGGAAAGUGUGGAGAUGUACUUCCCCCAGACAGACUCGUGGAUCGGGCUGGCCCCUCUGAGCAUCCCUCGCUAUGAGUUCGGGGUCUGUGUGCUGGAGCAGAAGCUGUAUGUGGUGGGAGGCAUUGCCACCCACGUGUGCCAGGGCAUCAGCUACCGCAGGCACGAGAGCUCGGUGGAGCGCUGGGACCCUGACACCAACACCUGGACGUCGCUGGAGAGGAUGUCCGAGAGCCGCAGCACGCUGGGGGUGGUGGUGCUAGCAGGGGAGCUCUAUGCCCUGGGGGGCUACGAUGGUCAGUCCUACCUCAGAACUGUGGAGAAGUACAUCCCCAAGGUGAAGGAGUGGCAGGUUGUGGCCCCCAUGAACAAGACGAGGAGCUGCUUUGCUGCUGCAGUGCUGGAUGGGAUGAUCUAUGCCAUCGGGGGGUAUGGCCCUGCCCACAUGAACAGCAUGGAACGUUAUGAUCCAAGCAAGAACUCCUGGGAGACAGUGGCUUCCAUGGCUGACAAACGGAUCAACUUCGGUGUGGGAGUCAUGCUGGGCUUCAUCUUCGUGGUGGGGGGGCACAAUGGGGUGUCCCACCUGUCCAGCAUCGAGAGAUACGACCCCCACCAGAACCAGUGGACUGUGUGUCGGCCCAUGAAGGAGCCCAGAACAGGAGUCGGUGCAGCUGUGAUCGACAACUACCUGUACGUGGUGGGAGGUCACUCGGGCUCGUCCUACCUGAACACGGUGCAGAGGUACGACCCCAUCACGGACACCUGGCUGGACUCUGCAGGGAUGAUGUACUGUCGGUGCAACUUUGGCUUGGCUGCACUUUGA